AUGUUAGGUAUUGUUGGUGCUGGUGCUUUUGCGGCUGCGUUUGGUGCCGUUUUCUAUGCAAAUUUGCCCACAAGAUACACUCUGGGACAUGUUAUUCCCACUGUAAAGUACUUGGCGCAAGGUAAUCUGAGAUUAGUGGAGAAGGGAAAGGAUAUUCUGACUGCUAAGCCAAUUCAAGUAAGUUUUAAUGUAAAAUAUAUUGUUGUAGCCUUAAAUUUUUUUAUAGUUAUGUAGUGCAAGGUUAAUGUUUAUUACUUAAACAUAAGAUACUUUUUGCGUAGUCUUUGUUAAUAACAUCUUUUUUUGCAUCGCCUUUUAGCAAAAAUUUUGAAAUACACCUAGAAUCGAAUGGAAUACAGCCGUUGACAAAAAACAGGCAACUUUUUUAUUUUUAGCGUAACUUUUUUAUUAGUUAUCCAAUUGUUAUGAAACAAAUUUUAUUAUGAUUGUUUUGACACCUAAAAUUAUACAAAAAAGACAGAUUACAUAAAAUAUGUCAGCGUGACAUAUUAUAUAGAAUCAAAAAAUCAAAGGUGGACAAAAAACAGGCAACUUUUUUAAACCUUUGGUCAAACUUCAUUAUAAAGGUAAGAUUCAAGUUUUUGUUGUUAUUACAUAUUGUUUUAGUUACGAAUGAAUGGAAAACGACAAAAAUCGUUGAGUUUAGAAGUCAAGAAGGUGAUCUUUUAACCCAUCGAACAAGGCGACCUCAUGUACAACAUCGCAGAAGAUUUUCCGAUUAACAAAACUAAAGUUUCUUUAAUUUGGGCCCGUUAUAAGUAGAAUAACAUCCAGAAAACUUUUUAAACAACGGAAGAACAAGAAAAUCGACCAAAAGUCAGGAUAAGUUGAUUGCAAAGUUGUCUCGGAAAGACCCGAUGAAGGCUGCACCCAGAAUAAACGUUGAAAUGGUGAGGUUCUACGAUUUUAAAGUAACUGAUCGGACUGUAGCAAGAAGACUAAUCGAAAUCAAACUCAAUGGACGUGGUCCAGCAAAACAACUGUUGACCAGGAAGAAGAACCGGACGAUCAGAUUGAAAUAUGUAGGUGAACAUAAGAAGUGGUGCGAAAAGAAGUGGGAUAAAGGUUCGUGGACCGACAAAAGCAAGUUUGUUUUGUUUGGAUAUCAAGGUAGAGUUAUGUAAGACGAAAAAAAGGGACAAGAUUUGCCCCAAAGCACCAAGCAUGAAACAUCAAGGGAGCAGUAUAAUAGUAUGGAGAUGCUUUACCUCGUCUCAAGUCGGUCCGUUAGUCUUUAUUGCUGGUUGGGUGGAUAGUAUAAAUUACACUGACAGUAUUGAGAAGCUUAUGCGACCGUUUGCUAACAUAAAAAUUCCAAUGGUAUGGAUUUUUUCAACAUGGAAAUGACCCAAGGCACAUACCACAACAUGCAAGUUCUAUGUUCAGUAGACAAAAAGUUCCUAUUUUGCCCUGGCAUUCACAAACACCAUAACUUAACCCAAUUUAACGCAUUUAGGAGCAUUUAAAGCUAAACAAUAGCCUUAUAUUUCGAAAAAUCUUCUGUGAUGUUACACAUGAGAUCGCCUUGUUUGAUCCGUUAAAAGAUCACCUUCUUGACUUCUAAACUCAACGAUUUUUGUCGUUUUCCAUUCAUUCGUAACUAAAACAAUAUGUAAUAACAACAAAAACUUGAAUCUUACCUUUAUAAUGAAGUUUGACCAAAGGUUUAAAAAAGUUGCCUGUUUUUUGUCCACCUUUGAUUUUUUGAUUCUAUAUAAUAUGUCACGCUGACAUAUUUUAUGUAAUCUGUCUUUUUUGUAUAAUUUUAGGUAUCAAAACAAUCACACAUCAUGCCAAAAUAAAAGAAAAAUGGAACUAAGGUGGCCGUGGCAUUUCGUUAACUCAAAAGUGUCAAAUAUUGAUUCAAAAAAUAAAAUAAAUAUUUAAAAUGUUGAACGAAACGUGUGAAAUUAUCAAAUAAUAGUUAAAAUAAAUCAUAUUUUGAGCUGUAACAAAUAUUAAAAAAUUCGCUAUGUUUCGGCGGUUCUUUGAAAGCCAAACUGGUCUUGAUCCGUCAAAGAAUCGUCCAGGUAUCACACUACAAGUUUACCACAAACGAAUUUCAUUUUCAAAAUUUCGACCGCUUAAUUUCAAAAAAUUUUUUACAAAAAAUAGAAUUUCACACUUCGCAUCGUUUUUUACACGAAAUGUCACAUUGUCUUUAUUUCCUUUUUGGCAUGUCGUGAAUCAUAAUAAAAUUUGUUUCAUAACAAUUGGAUAACUAAUAAAAAAGUUAUGCUAAAAAUAAAAAAGUUGCCUGUUUUUUGCCAACGACUGUAGCUUCACAUUAGUUUAAAGCUUGAUUUAAAAUUGUUUUACGUCAUUAAUACUUUGGGCGUUUCAACUUCGCAAACAUUAUAUUUAGGCUUCUGAAAUUUUCGACAAAGCCCCCACAUUGCUGGCUGUAAUCAGAAGACCUGGAUGCCAGUUAUGUCGUCAUGAAGCACAACAAUUGAGUAAUCUGAAGGACAAGUUGGACAAGAAAGGAGUUCAGCUAGUUGGUGUUGUUCACGAAUUCAAGGGAGUUGAUGAAUUCCAACCUUAUUUGAACGGCCCUGUUUACUACGACGAUCAGGUAAGUCUAAUGUUCCAUUUUUGAGGCUAUUUUGCCCAAGUCUAUUUUUGAAUUUAAAUUUCUUCUUUUGUUACCUAAAUUAUCGAAAAAAUGGUGUCAUAGUAGGAUUACUGUAAUUUGGAGGAAAAUUAUUCAUUUUUAUUUUCAAAAUGACUUUCCAGAAGCACUUCUACGGUCCGAACCAGAGAUGGCUGCCACAUUGGAUGGGACUACUUCGAAUUGGUACCUAUGUCAAUGUCUACAAAACCCGUGAUGUUAAGGGUAAUGUGAAGGGCGAGGGUCGUUUGCUGGGUGGUGUAUAUCUCAUCAAAGACGGCGAGAUGGUAUUUGCUCAUUUGGAGAAGGAAUGGGGCGAUGCGGCCGAUCCAAAAGAAAUCGAGAGAGCCAUCGAACAGCUUUAA
Bursaphelenchus okinawaensis is the source of this 2997-nucleotide messenger RNA. The record is from the annotation of a GenBank genome assembly. Lineage: Eukaryota; Metazoa; Nematoda; Chromadorea; Rhabditida; Aphelenchoididae.